AUGGCUGGUAGAACCCAAGAUGAAGAAUAUGGAGCAGUGCAGACCCUGCCCGCCGGCCCCGACAUCCUGCGGACCUACUCCGGCGCCUUCGUCUGCCUGGAGAUCUUGUUUGGGGGUCUCGUCUGGAUUUUGGUUGCCUCCUCCAACAUCCCUCUACCUCUGCUACAAGGAUGGGUCAUGUUCGUGUCCGUGACAGCUUUUUUCUUUUCCCUCCUCUUCCUGGGAGUGUUCCUCUCCCGCAUGGUGACUCAAAUUGAUGCCAACUGGAACUUCCUGGAUUUUGCCUACCAUUUUACAGUGUUUGUCUUCUACUUUGGAGCCUUCUUAUUGGAAGCAGCAGCCACAUCCCUGCACGAUCUGCAUUGCAAUACAACCAUGACUGUGCAGCCGCUCCUGAGCGAUAACCAGUAUAACAUAAACGUAGCAGCCACAAUUUUUGCCUUUGUGACGACAGCUUGUUAUGGUUGCAGUUUGGCUCUGGCUUUACGAAGGUGGAGACCAUAACACUCCUUAGAAACUAACAGUCGUGCGUUAGUUUUAUGUCUACUUUGUAUCUCUGAUCAGUCUGGAUACCAUUUUAUCCAGAUGUAACAACCUUCCAAUUUGUUUAGUGUAGAAAGAGAAACUAAGUGCAAGUUUUGGUUUAUUUCAUGGAUGGAAUUUUAAUUUUAUUUUGAUAUUGAGUGGAGAAAUAGCCUUCAAUUUUAUAUGUUUCUUUUUUUUUUUAAGAAAAUUUUCUCUUUGUAUUCAUAUUGUUCAUAAAAAGUAGUAUCCCUUUGUUUUGUUGCUGAGUACCUAAACCUUAAUUUUAAUAGGUAACUAAGGCUCCCUAAACACAUUUCAAAUAGACUUCCCAUUGAACUCAAUCUUUUAGUGUAAAACAGGGACUGGCACCUUUUUUCUAUAAUAGGCCAGAUGGUGAAUAUUAUAUGGGCCAUACAGUCUCUGUUGCAACUAUUCAAUUCUGCUGUUGUAACUUGAAAGUAGCUAUAAGACAAUACAUAAAUGAAUGUGGCUGUGUUCUAAUAAAACUUUACUUACAAAAACAGCAGGGAGGCUAGAUUUGGCCCACAGGCUAUAUUUUGUUAACCUCUGUUGUAAACUGUAGUUAAGUGUUCUGUAUUUUAUUUAAUUGAUCAUGAAAGGUUAUAAACCUAAUUAGACAAGCAACAUAAUAUUUAAUCUCAUAUGCAAUAAUCACAUUGCCUUUGUGUUGUCAAAUACCCUUGGAAGGGUAUAUAGUUUCUCAAGCUAACUGAAGCAAUGUUUUGGGUAUAGGAACAAGCAAUAUAUUAAGUGAACCCUAGUUGUUUAAUCAAACUAAUGAUCUCCUAACAACUGAGCAAGACUCUCAUCUGAAAGUCUUUAAAAUGGGAUCCCUGGAGACCAUUAGUAACUACUGGAAUGGUAUCUAGCUACUUAUGUUUUACAUUGGAUUUAUUUAUGCUUCAGAAUACAGCUGUUUCCUCUGUGCAUGAAUGUUCAAAUAUUUGUGUGUGGAUAUGUGAGCCUUUUCCAAAUAGAGCUCCCAGAAGAGUUAACUUUUUACUUCUAAUUACUUUGCAUUACUUUCUCAGUUAAAUUUGAAUGAAGUAUUAAAUAUAACAAAGUUGUAGAUUCUUAUGUUUUGAUAAUAUCCCAGACAUCUAUGUUUUUGUUUUUGGGGUUUUUUCCCUAUUGGUAACAGAUAGGCAAUAGCAAUUUUAAAACAAUAGACAGCACAAACACUGUCUCUGGCCGAAUAUCACAGAAAAGUAUUUUAACCCACCUGUACAGAUCCUGGUCAUGGAAAUGUGCCAAAAUGGCUUGAAUGGGAGAAGAAGUUAGAGUUAGGCCACAGUUCUCAAUAUGCUAUCCAAGCAAGGUAGGUGUCUCUUGUCCCCAGAGGACUACUUCUGGGAUGAGAGGGGUUUUGGAUUACACUAUUCUUUCAGCUCUUUGCUUUCUGUCUGAAUCAUCCCCUGCAAGUGCCAUGUAUAAGUUAGGCUAUUAGAUUUCAUGGAACAUAGAAUAGCCAUGAGUGAGUAGCAUGAUCAGUGCUCAGUAAUCAAAUGCUGUUUAUCUAAUAAUCCCCUAGAAAGAAGAACCUUGUUAGAGCUUGGCUUCGUGCGCGAUAAAGUUAUGAAGACAAAAGACUGUUUCAAUAUGUGUCUUGAGGAAAUCAGUCUUAUGACUUUAUUGUCAUGUUAUAUCUUUUGUAUAAUAUCAGACUAGGUUUUUCUAGCUUCAUACCACACACCUAACCCUGUAUUAUGAAUUACACGUUACAAAGUCAUAAAUGUGCCAUAAGGAUAUAUAAGUCCAUUCUAGUUAGAAUCAUUUAAAGUUAAUCUGCUAGAAUUUAGUUGUGAGAUUUUGUUUUUGUUUCCAAAGUAUAAGAGGUCCAUGCCUGGUGGCAUUAAAUUAAAUGAUUUUGUUAAAAUGCUUUGGUGGCACUUUUAUAAAUGGAUUGCUUCUAGAUCAUUAAGAACCAAGCCUAAAACUCAUCUAACUGUGAAUACUUAGAUUUAUAGAUUAAUAGCAUUCUAGCAUUCUAAAUUUGUGAGCUGAAUGACAAAGGACUUGAACAAAAAUUAUGGCAUUUAUGAAUUUCUUUACAUAUUUUAGCUAUAAAAAUGAGAAAGUGUUGGUUUGAAAAUCUGGUAACUCCAUGAUGAAAAGAAAUUUAUUUUAUAAGUGUUAUGACUCUAAUAAAGUAUUCAUUUGAUAAUCUUUUUGGUCAUCUAUUUUUUAUACCAUUCACUUUGAAAAUCAGUUAAAGGUUUGAUAUAAUGUUGGUGGAGUUUCUAGAUUCAUAAUGUAUAAAAGAGUUCUGUUUUAAACAUUUCUGUAUCAAAGAGAGUCUCGGGAAAUGUCAGUAAAUCUUUUUUCUUUGAUGAAAGUGAGAGAGGUAAGUGUUUGGAAGUAGUAUUGCGAAGGAAGUUCAAAUGAGGAUCAUACUCUGUUUUAUUUAAAAAGCAUUUAUAGAGUGGCUUCAUAUCUUCCAGCCAGUGUUCUAAGCAGUUUUUCAAAUAUUAAUUCAGGCUUCAUCAUAACAACUCUAUGGGGUGGAUACUAUUAUUCCCUUUUAAAGAUUAGGGGAUUAAAACACAGACUUUAAGAAACACCCAGGGCCACCUACCUACCAAGUGAGAAAGCUGGGAUUUAAACUCCACACUGUGGCUUCAAAUCCAGGCUCUCAACUGCUGUGUAUGCCUUAGUUUUCCCAGAUUUAACAUAUAUACCUAAAUAUGUGACCCUUUUCAUCCCCAAAGAGAUUUUUAGCAGAAGGUUUAACAACAUAAUUGUUUAUGGUAGGUGUCAUCUUUUAGAACCUUUUUGCCAUAACCAGCGACUCAUGAUUUUAGCAGUUAGAAUUUAGGCCAUACCUGCACAAUGGGGAAGAGGUUAGGCAGCUUUAGUCUGCAAAGGUCCCUAGGAGUGCUUGAUGCCUGAAUAUUUCUCCACUCCGUUAAUUCUGGAGUGGACUAUGGAGCUUCAGUCAGCUCCAUUACCUUACGUGGACUCAGCCUUUUCCUGAAUUAUCCUGGCUUCCUAAUCAUGCCUGGAACUGACUUCAGAAGGGUUCUCACACCUGAGAUACACCAUUCAAUCUUUACACAUAGACUAGGAAUUUCCAUCUCUGCAUAUUCCAGAAGCUGGAAUUCAAGAUAAUUGUUACAAAGUUUCUAUCCUUAACAUCAUUCUUCAAGUUUGAUACUCAGUGAGUCAUCGUCUCUGAUGGCAACUUAAAGUAUUCAUGGGGAUGGGGUCCAGAGUUUGGGGGGAGGUUAUCAUCUUUAGAAUUCACGGGUACUUCAGAAAGUUCAUGGAAAGAUUUGUAUUAUCUUUUCAUUGUAUAUUUCCACAAACUUUUUGAAGUACCCUCAUUUUUUUAAUGUUUUGAAAUUGCAGCUUUAUAAAAAGAGCAUGUUGCUUGUACUUUUAUUAGGCUAUGCCUGUAGUAAAACAUCAGUGCUCUUUUCUCUCUCUGAAGCACUCUUUUCUCAAGUACUUAUGUGGCUUGCUUCCUCGCCCUCUUUGGGCUUUUGCUUAAUUGUCACCUUUGCAGAAUGGCCUUGCCUGAGAACCAUGUUUAAACUUGGAUCCCACACUAGCGCUUCCUGUUCUCCUUUCCUGCAUUUUUCUCCAUGGCACUUAUGACGUAUUUUAUAUAUAGUGUAUAUGUAUAUAGCAAUAACUUAUGUAUUUACUUUGUUCCCAUCUCCACUGGAAUGUAAGUUUUGUGGACAGUAAUCAUCUGUUUGGUUCGCUGCUACAUCCACAAUGCCUAAAAUAGAGUAUAGCAAAUAGCAGGCACUCAGCAAAUAUAUAUGAAUUAGUGAAUGAAUGAAUAUUAAUGGCAAUACCUUACUCUCAUGUUCCCUUCAAUAUAUUCUGUAAAAAUUGAUGUUGUUUGCACUUGAACAUUUUUAGUAUUAAAAUGGCUACUUGUUUUAACCUAGGUAUGGAUGUAAUUAGGGGUAAAAUCUAACCUUAAGGGAUGUCUAGUAAUUAAAUAUAUGUGUGUUGUAAAAACACUAUAUCAUCAGUUCUCUAUAUCAGAAUUGUAUGUAUAAAAAUUAGGCAUCCCAUCUAAAUUCAUUAGAUCUUUAUUUCAGUUUUUGUCAUGACUAAAGACGUCACUGUAGACUCAACUGACAUAUAAUCUUCAAAGCGUCAUCAGAAUUAAGAACUAAUGGUUAAAGGCUGUAAUUUUUCUAUAUUUGUAAUGGGAGUGGAGGGCUAUGGCUAAUACUUUGUGUGAGAAAUAAUGAUAGACAUUGUUCUAAAUAUAAAAUGAGGUGGAGAUAUCUAUAUAUGUAAUGUAGAAUUUUAAUUUUUAAUGUUUUCCAACUCCAUGCUUUAUCCUCGGGUAUGUGUGAGAGAUAGUCUAGAUAAAGGGUAUUGCUGAAUUCCUUAUCUUUGGUUUUGAUGUAUCAUUCUAAGUGUGUCUGAUAUCCUGGGUCAUUACACAAUUUAACUAAAGUUCUGGUGCAUCAGUAGACUGAGUCACCCUGCGUUUUCAUGAAAUUGUGCAUGUUGUUGACAGUUAAAUAUGCAUCGUACUAAAUACACCAAAACUUUUGUGUGAAAUUUUUUGGAAUGUGAAUAAUCUUGUUUAUUUAUGUACAUAAGUAUUUAAAAAUUUUUAACAGUGACUCAUUAAAGAUUGGUUACUUUUAGACUAAGUUUUAACAGUUAUCUCUCGAUUUUGAUUAUACAUACCCUACUAUUGUAUGUAGAAAAUAUGAACUAAUGUCAACUUAUUUUAACUAUUAGUAAUGCAUUUAAAUUUAUAGGUCAUAAGAUAUAGUUUGAUUAUUUCCUUUUGUCACCCUGUGUAAUUUAGUAUCUUGCAUAUUUCUUAAGGUGUGUAUACUCCAUUUUAGAGGGCAGAGGAACAGAGCACUGACCUUGAGGUCAGAAAGCUGGACUUAUCUCCUUUGCUGAUUUGAUGGAAGUGUUAAAUAAGAUAAAAAGGUGAUAAUAAGUUCUAAUGUAGGGUCUGGCAGCCAUAGACAUUGACUUUAUCAGUACCUGUGGUUUGGCUUCCCCAUAAGAUGAUAGGUACUACAUUCCUUUAGAGUGACAAAGUUGCCUGAACUCUAAUAAUUAAUUUUUGGCCAAAUAUACAGGGUUUUUUUUUUUUAGUUUUAUUUUACUUUUAAUUGAUAAAUCAUAAUUGUAUAUGUUCAUGGGGUACAGUAUGAUGCUUCAAUACCUGAAUACAUUGUGGAAUGAUCAAAUAUACUUUUAUAGAACAAAUGAAUUCUCAAUAAAUAAAUAUGUUAUGCUCUUUCCCAAUGUGACAUGA
Galeopterus variegatus (Sunda flying lemur) is the source of this 5797-nucleotide messenger RNA. RefSeq names its product mal, T-cell differentiation protein 2 (gene MAL2). The transcript has 5 exons. Gene Ontology annotation, biological process: myelination. Lineage: Eukaryota; Metazoa; Chordata; Mammalia; Dermoptera; Cynocephalidae. Gene Ontology annotation, cellular component: membrane. The coding region runs from base 1 to 504 and encodes 167 amino acids. The record is from RefSeq and is a predicted model, not a curated record. Gene Ontology annotation, molecular function: structural constituent of myelin sheath.